Messenger RNA from Octodon degus (degu), 1698 nucleotides. It is a transcript of the gene Crlf3, whose product is annotated as cytokine receptor like factor 3. The record is from RefSeq and is a predicted model, not a curated record. NCBI's taxonomy places the organism in Eukaryota, Metazoa, Chordata, Mammalia, Rodentia, Octodontidae. The transcript is spliced from 7 exons. Gene Ontology annotation, molecular function: protein binding. Bases 63 to 1355 code for a protein of 430 amino acids.
CUCGCUAGAGCCGGCUACGCUCUGUCAGCGCCCCGCGCCUCAGCCUCCGGCCGAGUGGCCGGAUGAGGGGCGCCAUGGAGCUGGAGCCCGAGGUGCUACUGCAGGAGGCCCGCGAGAACGUGGAGGCGGCGCAGAGCUACCGGCGGGAGCUGGGCCAGCGGCUGCAGGGACUUCAGGAGGCGCAGAGGCAGGUCGGAGGGCCGGGCCGAGGGAGGGCGCGGGCAGCGGGCACUGGGGGCGCCGAGGCUCGGGCGCUGCGAGUGUCGGAAAGCUUCGGCCCAGAAAGGAGGGGCGUCGAAGGCUCCCCGAGACCUAGGAGGGUCUGGGAGUGGGGAGCGAGACGCUGGGGGUCUGCAGGAGAAGGUGAGAUUGCCAUUCUUGGUGGUGUAGAGGAACAGAAUGAGAAGCUGUGGAGCUUUACCAAAAAGGCUUCACACAUUCAAUUGGACAGCUUACCGGAAGUGCCUUUGCUGGUUGAUGUGCCUUGCUUAUCUGCUCAGUUGGAUGAUUCCAUUCUUAACAUAGUGAAAGACCACAUUUUUAAACAUGGGACAGUGGCGUCCCGUCCACCAGUACAGAUAGAAGAGCUGAUAGAGAAGCCUGGGGGCAUCAUCGUCCGAUGGUGUAAGGUGGAUGACGACUUUACAGCCCAGGAUUACAGGCUUCAGUUCCGUAAAUGUACUUCAAAUCAUUUUGAAGAUGUAUAUGUAGGCUCUGAAACUGAAUUUAUAGUACUGCACAUAGACCCUAAUGUUGAUUAUCAGUUCAGAGUCUGUGCCCGAGGAGAUGGCCGGCAGGAGUGGAGUCCUUGGAGUGUCCCCCAGAUAGGUCAUUCCACAUUGGUGCCUCAUGAGUGGACAACUGGCUUUGAGGGGUACAGUUUGAGCAGUCGAAGAAAUAUAGCACUCCGGAAUGAUUCUGAAUCCUCCGGUGUUCUCUACUCCAGAGCGCCAACCUAUUUCUGUGGGCAGACAUUAACAUUCAGGGUUGAAACUGUGGGGCAGCCAGACCGCAGAGACAGCAUAGGAGUGUGUGCAGAGAGGCAGAGCGGGUGCGAGUCUCUGCAGCGGGACCAGGCAGUGUGCGUCAGCACCAAUGGUGCAGUUUUUGUAAAUGGAAAAGAAAUGACUAACCAGUUGCCUGCAGUUACUUCUGGAUCUACUGUCACAUUUGACAUCGAAACUGUGACUCUUGGAACGACCAGUAUUAAUGAAGGAGGAAACUUUAAGCUCCGAGUAACUAUUAGCUCAAGUAACAGAGAAGUGGUUUUUGAUUGGAUACUUGAUCAGUCUUGUGACUCCCUUUACUUUGGGUGCUCGUUUUUCUAUCCUGGAUGGAAAGUGUUAGUAUUUUAGAGUUUGGGGUGCGUCACUUCAGUUUGAGAAGUUGGCUAUUGCUGUCCUUAGCCCAGUCUAGUCGUAACUGGUUAAAGGAAAGUUGAAUUCAUCUCUCAGGCCUCUGAAAAUGGAAGGUGUUUACUGGAUUCAUUUGUAAUACAGUGUUUUAACAAUAAGAGAAUUGAAUGGUGUGGACAAAACUGUACUUCUGUCAAUUUUGUUAUUAGCAUAUUGUUAAUUAAAAGAUCACAUUACAAGAAAAAUCUGAUUAGGUUUAAAUAUCCAGGAGGAUACAGAAAGUCUUAUACCCUCCUAGUUCUUCUUAUACUUAGUUAUUAGGAUAGAAGAACUGAAUGUAACA